Molecule: messenger RNA, 213 nt
Organism: Danaus chrysippus (African queen)
Lineage: Eukaryota; Metazoa; Arthropoda; Insecta; Lepidoptera; Nymphalidae
Source: the annotation of a GenBank genome assembly
AUGAAUGUAAUGCGCAAUAUAGUACGAGGAAUGCCGCUGGCGAGAGGGUCCUUCUCAAGUAGGCGAGAGGGAGCCCUCCCCCCCCCUCCCCCUUUCCGCAAGCUCUUCCGGGUCGACGACCGCGCCUCGCGACCUUGCCGACGCCGCUUAGCCCUUAAAUCACCCAAGGCCCAUUAUCGCGAAAUACCCAAGGAGCGAGGUGUGUAUGCAUAG